Molecule: messenger RNA, 1215 nt
Organism: Telopea speciosissima
Lineage: Eukaryota; Viridiplantae; Streptophyta; Magnoliopsida; Proteales; Proteaceae
Exons: 9
Coding region: 16-1110 (364 amino acids)
Molecular function (GO): hydrolase activity
Source: RefSeq, a predicted model, not a curated record
GGAGGGCACGAAGCUAUGUUACGCACUUGGUUCAGAAUGAACGUCUCGACACCCUGUUGUCUCUUCGAUUCCCCUCUCUUUGCUUCUUCUUUUUGUUCUUUAUCAUCAUCUUUUUCGUCAAUUCCAUCUUCUUCUCCGUCGAAGCAAUUCAGCCGUCUCGCUAUGGUGACAUCUGUUCGAGUCGCAGUCGUUGGAGAUGUUCAUGAUGAUUGGAACCUUCAAGAAGAUGAAAAGGCACUUCAAUUUUUGAAGCCAGAUUUGGUGCUAUUCACAGGUGAUUUUGGUAAUGAAAAUGUAGAACUUGUAAGAAGCAUUGCAGAACUUAAAAUUGCAAAGGCAGUUAUUUUGGGAAACCAUGAUGCGUGGAAUACUCAACAGUUUUCAGAGAAGACGAUGGAUCGUGUCCAGCUUCAGCUGGAAUGUCUCAGUGGGGAGCAUGUAGGUUAUCGCCGUCUUGACUUUCCUAUGAUAAAACUGAGUGUUGUGGGUGGGCGCCCAUUCUCUUGUGGAGGUGAUAGAUUGUUCCGAAAAACGCUUUUGUCUGCAAGAUAUGGAGUUAAUGACAUGGACACAAGUGCAAAAAAAAUUUAUAGAGCUGCCUCGGGAACACCAGAGGGCCAUGCCAUAAUAUUACUUGCACACAAUGGACCUACAGGUCUAGGCUCUAAGAUGAAUGACAUCUGUGGAGCAGAUUGGGUAUUUGUAGGUGGCGACCAUGGGGAUCCUGAUCUUGCACAAGCGAUAUCUGAGUUGAAAGAAACUACCCAAUUCUCCAUUCCUUUGGUUGUGUUCGGCCAUAUGCAUAAAGAGCUGGCAUAUCAAAAUGGUCUUAGAAAGAUCAUUGUGGUUGGGGCUGACAACAUUAUUUACCUUAACGGAGCUAUUGUACCAAGGGUGAAAAGAUUGAUUGGUGAACAAGGACACAGUAGCAACUCCAUGACAGAUGAUAUGUCUCUUUGUGCACCUGAUUCCAAAGGAACAGCGCGGGCCUUCACUUUAGUUGAUAUAUUGGAUGGGAAGUUGGAGAAGAUAGCUGAGACUUGGGUUUCGGUCAUUGGAGAUGAGACUGCUGUAGAAGAGGAGCAUGUACUUUUUAAUAGUGGUACUUAGGCUCCCAAAUCCAAUUUUUAGACAUAUCAUACAUAUACUUUGUUUCUUCGUUGUCAAUUCUCUUGUAAAUUACUGUAAUUAUGAUAUUGAAGAAAGUCACACUGA